Bombina bombina (fire-bellied toad) is the source of this 2115-nucleotide messenger RNA. RefSeq names its product ras homolog family member B (gene RHOB). Gene Ontology annotation, molecular function: GTPase activity; GTP binding. Bases 397 to 987 code for a protein of 196 amino acids. Gene Ontology annotation, biological process: small GTPase-mediated signal transduction. The transcript has a single exon. Lineage: Eukaryota; Metazoa; Chordata; Amphibia; Anura; Bombinatoridae. The record is from RefSeq and is a predicted model, not a curated record.
CACAGCGUGGCUGUGAGUGAGCUAACGAGGCCGCAGAGUAGCGAGUGAAAGUGACACGGAUCCCUACAGCUCCACAGACCGCACGCACCGUAUUAUCAUUAGCUGUAACCGCUGCAGGCAGGGGAAUCAACUAAAGACUCGGACACUGCUUAACCCGAGACCCCUCGUGCGUGUCAGCUGCUUCCUGAGGUGCAUCCCGCCGUAUCCAGCUAACUGAGCCGAACUAUUCGCCCUUCCUGGUGCAGCCCGUUGGACCUGAGUCGGAGUCCGUGCUCCUGUUACACCCCCCUUUGUUGCCGCCCUAGCUGGUUAUCCCUUCAGCCUGACACCAUAGGCAAGCUGAGACAGCGCACAGGAGCCUCUCGCAGCUCCUACUCGUCCGGCACCAAAGUGGCUAUGGCAGCGAUCCGCAAGAAGCUGGUGGUGGUAGGGGACGGGGCAUGUGGCAAAACGUGCCUGCUCAUAGUCUUCAGCAAGGACGAGUUCCCCGAGGUCUAUGUGCCCACCGUGUUCGAGAACUACGUGGCGGACAUCGAGGUGGAUGGCAAGCAGGUGGAGCUGGCCCUGUGGGAUACCGCAGGGCAGGAGGACUACGAUCGUCUGCGGCCUCUCUCAUACCCAGACACGGACGUCAUCCUCAUGUGCUUUUCAGUGGACAGCCCGGACUCUCUGGAGAACAUCCCUGAGAAAUGGGUGCCCGAGGUCAAGCACUUCUGUCCUAACGUACCCAUUAUCCUGGUAGCCAACAAGAAAGACCUUCGAAACGACGAGCACAUCAGGAACGAACUUGCCCGCAUGAAGCAGGAGCCGGUGAGGGCAGAAGAUGGCCGGGCUAUGGCCAUUAGGAUCUCUGCCUACGAGUACCUAGAGUGCUCGGCUAAAACAAAGGACGGUGUGAGAGAAGUGUUUGAGACCGCCACUAGGGCGGCGCUGCAGAAGAGACAUGGCCCCAGUGGUGAGUGUAUGAGCUGCUGCAAACUGCUAUAAUAACCGCCUCCUGCGGACUUGGCUCACUAAAUUAUCUACCCCAUCGCCUUCAGCUGGGGAAAGGGUUCCAGAAAACAAGAGUCUGGCACCCCCUGUUCAGUAUUGGUGCCCGGGAGUUGGAUUCUCACCACGUGACCAGACUCUUGGCCUAAGGGACCAUGAAGUGGGACUUAAUUGUUCUAAUGGGUCAAGACCUGUCCAGUUGACUUUACAUUUUUCUCUCUACUGCAUUCCCUUCUUCAGAACCAGCUUCAGUAUUUUCUUGUACAGACAAGUUUAAUCUUGUUAUUUCUACGGACACAUACUGUGUGGGAAGGGUUGUGCAUUUGCAUAGGACUUCUCAACUUGAGUGGCCUUUGUUCUCCUAAAAACUCAUUGCUUUUCAAAACACUACAUGCUGUGUAGAUCUCAGGAGCAUCCCACUACUCUUUAUUUUAAUAGGUAUUGGUGUGGUAGGCUCAAAGUAAACCACAUGCCUAUUUGAAGUGUUAACCACUACAUUGCCAAAAGGAAAACUGACUAUUGAGGAGUUGCAUUUGCCCUACAAAUACAGGAUCUUUUGAAUGUUUAUAAAUGUGUAAAUAUGACUAUGUACAUAAUUGUUUAGGGCUACUGUACCUAGUAUCCCUAGAAAAAAAUGAUUUAAAAAAAUCUCUUGCCUUCUGUAGCUCAUGUUUUCAUUAAGGUCUUUUUUAUUUAUGUUUUCUUAUGAAAACGAUUUUGCACACUUCAACACUCCAUGCACUUGCCAUCUGCAUAAAAACACUAAGAUUCAAACACUAUGUGUAAGCUCUAAUGGUGGUGUUUGGUGUCCUUCCCCCCACCCCUCCAAGACCUGGGCGCAGUAUUAAUACCACUGCAUCUUAUAACAUUUAAACAUUGAUUUUGAGAUUUAGGUAAUUCAUUUUGUUUUGCAGAUGUUUUAUGGAGGGUUCUUUAUCUAUCUUUCCAUUGCUUCAAAUGUCUUUUUAUGGGGGGAGGCAGAUCUAAUUUUUAAACGGUGGUACUAAAAUAAUUUGAAAACAAGCUAACAGUGGUAUAGAGAUUGUUUUGAACAUGUUUACAGGCAGAACUUAAAAUAUGUAUAUACAGUUUUUAUGUAAAAUAUUAAAACAAUUAUGUAAAUUA